CUGCAGAUGCAGUAAAGAUCCUGACAUAGCAAACACGACAUGAGACCAAGUGUAACAGGGCAGAACACUGUCGUAAUUCGUCCAACACCUCCAACUCAAUCUAAGUCACCGGGAGACGACGGAGGUGGCUGGCGAUCUCAACGCCCUGUAGAUACGGAUAUGAACGUGCGGGGGAGGCCUGAAACCAUCAACCCUAGCAUCGCGAACCUCACCACUAAUCCUGUCGUCAAAGCAAAAGACUUUUUUUUGCGCAAGGUUAGGCCUUCCAUCAUGUUGAUCCUAUUUGUGGUUGCCUGUACAGAGGCUCGAUGGAGAUGAUUUGCGAGCCCACGCGACAUUGGUAUCUUGCGACACCCCAGCAGGGUCUAUUGUUCAAGACAAUUCGUAUCGAGGGGAUGAGAUGUGGUUUGGAAGGAUGUCGAGGAAGAAGUGGUAGGUUCAGGGCUUGCAUGUUUCAGAAUGCCACAGCCCGUAGAUCUUCCGAAGAGACAGGGUCUCUGACAUCACCGGACUGUCUUGGCAAAGUCCCAUCUUUCGCAAGCACUGCCAUUUUGAUGGUCAGCAGAUGCAAGACUCGACGAUCAAAGUCUUUCAUAAAAAAGGGAGGGGAGAUGGCAGAAGAGGUCAAAGAAAAUGGUUGUCUAUUCUGUACAACUAAACAAGGGGGUAUCCAUUGUCACCUACGCGCGCCCAAAGACAAUUCGCAAAGAAAACCUUGUCAAGCUCCAUCUGUUUCAAUCUGGAAAAAAAGCUUCCAGAAGGUUUGGUGGACAUUUUCGUGUCUAACAAACAGAGACAUGGAAGCUUUCUUCUGAAACCACUUCCCAAACCUAAUAAAACGCCGUGUGUUGCAUUUUGCGCUGUCGCUGCCACGACACCUGUGCUGUAUUUGAUCUUUG
Molecule: messenger RNA, 899 nt
Organism: Aureobasidium pullulans EXF-150
Lineage: Eukaryota; Fungi; Ascomycota; Dothideomycetes; Dothideales; Saccotheciaceae
Exons: 1
Coding region: 309-815 (168 amino acids)
Source: RefSeq, a predicted model, not a curated record